Vigna angularis (adzuki bean) is the source of this 1900-nucleotide messenger RNA. RefSeq names its product U-box domain-containing protein 7. Bases 120 to 1628 code for a protein of 502 amino acids. Lineage: Eukaryota; Viridiplantae; Streptophyta; Magnoliopsida; Fabales; Fabaceae. The record is from RefSeq and is a predicted model, not a curated record. Gene Ontology annotation, molecular function: protein binding. The transcript has 3 exons.
CCCUUCUCUCUCUACAAAGUUCCCACUCAAACAAAAACAAGAAAAAAAAAACACACUCUCUUCUCUCUCUCGUUUUUUUUUCAGUUUUUUUUCUCUCUCUGCAAUGUAGUUCGCCGGAGAUGGCAAACUUCCACCGUAACAACGUCGAGAACGUGGUCCUUGGCCACCACCGUUCCAAGAGCACCUCCGUCGCCGGUGGCCACUUCCGCCUAUGGCACUCCCUCUCCACCACCUCCUUCCGCCGCCUGGUCUUCAAUGCCGUCAGCUGCGGCGCCAGCUCCCGCUACGCCGAGAGAUCGGACACGUCCUCCGAGAGACACUACCACCAACCGAAACAACAGCACCGGCACAAGACGAAGCCGAAUAACGCGAAGUCGGAGAAGCUCUCGGAUCUGCUAAACCUGGCCGAGGUCGAAGCUGACGCGGAAACGAAGAAGAAAGAGGACAAACUCGAGGAGCUGAAGAGCCUAGUGAAGGAGCUUCAUAAGGAAGAUGAGGAAGAGAAGGAAGAAGAAUCAAUGACGCGGAGAAGAGAAGCUGCUUCGAAAGUGAGGUUGCUAGCCAAAGAGGAUUUGGAAGUUAGAGGGACGCUCGCGAUGCUUGGAGCUAUUCCUCCUCUCGCCGCAAUGCUCGAUGAAUCCAAAAACGACGUCGAUUCGCUCGUUGCUUCUCUCUACGCGCUGCUCAACCUUGGAAUCGGAAACGACGCGAAUAAAGCAGCUAUUGUGAAAGUUGGGUCAGUUGAGAAGAUGCUGAAGCUGAUUGAAUCUCCAGAUGGUCUAGAUUCUUCGGUUUCUGAAGCAAUUGUUGCGAAUUUCCUUGGACUUAGUGCGUUGGAUUCGAAUAAGCCCAUAAUUGGGUCUUCGGCUUCAAUUUCUUUCUUAGUUAGAACCCUUCAGAGUUUAGAGGACAAGAGUAGUCCCCAAGCCAAGCAAGAUGCUUUACGGGCAUUGUACAAUCUUUCGAUCUACCCAGCCAAUGUUGCAUUUGUUUUGGAAACAGCUUUGGUUCUGUUUCUGGUGAAUUCAAUAGGGGACAUGGAGGUAACUGAAAGAGCCCUUGCGAUUCUCAGCAACUUGGUGUCGACCCGAGAGGGUAGAAAGGCGAUUAGUGCAGUGCAAGAUUCGAUUCCGAUCCUGGUGGAUGUGUUGAAUUGGACAGAUUCACCAGAAUGCCAGGAGAAGGCGUCCUACAUUUUGAUGGUUAUGGCACACAGGUCUUAUGGGGACAAACAGGCCAUGAUUGAGGCAGGGAUUGCGUCAUCACUGCUUGAGUUGUCCCUUUUGGGUACCACAUUAGCUCAGAAAAGGGCAUCAAGGAUACUAGAAAUUUUGAGGGUAGACAAAGGGAAACAGAUUUCUGGGAGCUAUGGCUUGGGUGCUGCUGUCUCUGCCCCUAUUAGCGGCUCUUCGUCCGCGAAGCCGGACGACGGAGGGAGGGAGUGUUUUGAUGAGGAGGAAGAUAUGAUGAGUGAGGAGAAGAAAGCAGUGAAGCAACUAGUCCAACAGAGUUUGCAGAACAACAUGAGGAAAAUUGUAAAAAGGGCCAAUUUGCCUCACGAUAUUGUGCCAUCGGAUCAUUUUAAGUCACUCACCUCAAGUUCUACUUCAAAGAGCCUACCAUUUUGAAGAAUUGCAGCAGGGAAGAGAGUCAAGUCGCAGAUCCAAAUGGCGUUGAAGAAAGAUUACAAUAUAGAUCUGAUUGGGAUGAAAAGCUGAGCUGUUCGUCGCAAAUAAGUUUGAAGGGCCAUUUUGUUCCCAUUAUGUAAAUGUUUCGUGAUGCCCUUGCCCUUGUGCUUGUGGGGUACGCUCAUUUGUAAUGUUAUCUUCUGCUGGUGGCUUUAAUUUUGUUGACUUUAGUGUAAAUAUUUUAUUCUCAAUGUAGUUUUGGUCUUAAUUAA